AGAUCCCGCCCCUUUCACCUGACGCGCCGGACGCUGCAGCGUUAGUUCCUCGGGCACUGAGCUAGGGUUACGGUCCACGCGUCCUUCUCUGUGCUACUUCGGUCCCACCGCUGUCAUGCCUCGGGGAAGCCGCAGCGCGGCUGCCAGGCCGGCCAGCCGCCCAGCCCACCCUCCUGCGCACCCACCACCCUCAGCGGCCGCCCCGGCACCUGCCGCUUCGGGCCAGCCGGGUCUUAUGGCUCAGAUGGCAUCCACCGCCGCAGGCGUAGCCGUGGGCUCAGCUGUAGGGCAUGUCAUGGGUAGCGCCCUGACCAGCGCCUUCAGCGGGGGCAGCUCAGAACCUGCCCAGCCUCCUGUCCAGCAGGCGCCUGCCCGUCCUGCCUCCCAGCCCCUACAGAUGGGGCCCUGCUCCUAUGAGAUCAAGCAGUUCCUGGACUGCUCGACCACUCAGAGUGACCUAACCCUAUGUGAGGGCUUCAGCGAGGCCCUGAAACAGUGCAAAUACAAUCACGGUCUCAGCUCCCUGCCUUGAAGAGGCCAUGGGCUUGCUCUUAGCCUGACCCCUCACCGACAGCCUGAUGGAGAUAAUAUGGUUCCCCGGGAGUAAGAAGGGUAAUUCUUACCCCACAGAUUAACAAAAGACAUAAACACUCAAUAAAAGAGUUUACUUUA
Psammomys obesus (fat sand rat) is the source of this 672-nucleotide messenger RNA. It is a transcript of the gene Chchd10, whose product is annotated as coiled-coil-helix-coiled-coil-helix domain containing 10. The record is from RefSeq and is a predicted model, not a curated record. Bases 116 to 532 code for a protein of 138 amino acids. The transcript is spliced from 4 exons. Gene Ontology annotation, cellular component: nucleus; mitochondrion. Gene Ontology annotation, biological process: mitochondrion organization. Lineage: Eukaryota; Metazoa; Chordata; Mammalia; Rodentia; Muridae.